This is a messenger RNA of Pelobates fuscus (common spadefoot toad), 1091 nucleotides long. It is a transcript of the gene TNNI3, whose product is annotated as troponin I3, cardiac type. The coding region runs from base 115 to 864 and encodes 249 amino acids. The record is from RefSeq and is a predicted model, not a curated record. The transcript is spliced from 10 exons. Gene Ontology annotation, biological process: skeletal muscle contraction; cardiac muscle contraction. NCBI's taxonomy places the organism in Eukaryota, Metazoa, Chordata, Amphibia, Anura, Pelobatidae. Gene Ontology annotation, cellular component: troponin complex.
CUCCCAUAACUUUUACCGGCCUGUCCACCUCAGUUACUUUUUAGUCUUCUCUUCAAAUCGCUGUGCAAGUGGCUGCCUUCUUCUGCAAUAGCUCCAACAGAAUAACUGAUCAAGAUGUUUGAAGAGGAAGAGGUGACUUAUGAGGAAGAGGAGGAAGAAGAGUAUGUGGAAGAAGAGGCAGAAGAGGAGGAGAAGGAAGAAGUGGUGAAGCCUGAACCACCAAAGCCUGCACCACCUGUAGCUGCUCCACCACUUAUACGAAGACGGUCAUCUGCCAACUACCGCUCCUAUGCCACUGAGCCACAGAUUAAGAGAAAACCCAAAAUUACAGCAUCUCGUAAACUGCAGCUGAAGAGUCUGAUGCUGCAAAUUGCUAAGAGUGAUCUGGAGCGUGAGGAAGAAGAAAGAGCACGUGAGAAGGAAAGGUAUCUGUCCGAGACCUGCCCACCGCUGCAACUGUCCGGCAUGUCCUUUUCCGAACUGCAGGACCUGUGCAAAGAAUUCCAUGCAAAAAUUGAUGUAGUGGAUGAAGAACGAUAUGACUUGGAGGUCAAAGUGAACAAGAACAUCACUGAGAUUGAAGACCUAAAUCAAAAGAUUUUUGACCUUCGAGGGAAAUUUAAACGUCCACCUCUCCGGAGAGUACGCCUGUCUGCAGAUGCCAUGAUGCGGGCGCUAUUGGGCACUAAACAUAAAGUUUCUAUGGAUCUCAGGGCUAAUCUGAAACAGGUCAAACAAGCCAAAAAAGAUGACGCAGAUAAGGAUAUACGCGAAGUAGGUGACUGGAGGAAAAAUGUUGAUGCUCUCAGUGGAAUGGAAGGGAGAAAGAAGAAAUUUGAGACAACUGGAGCUGUACUAGCAUAAGAAAGAACCACAACUGUUGUUACCUUUAACCUGGAGUACAUGAAGUUGUAUGAGGAUCCUAUGUGGCUUAAAUCCAUUUAUUAUCUCCGACUCCGUAUCUUAGCACCUUGCCAGCAUUUGUCAUAGUGAAUGCUACAGAGUAUAAUUGAUUUUGUAAAUGUGUUUUGUUAUCCACUGUUAUAAACUUAUAGUCAUGAAUAAAUAUUUUUGACUCCUGGAAUCACAAA